UAUCGCAGACGCAGAGGUGACUUAAUUCUGGCGUGUAAAAUUCUUCAGGGUACGUCAGACCCGGCAAUUUGUCCUCAGUUGAACCGUCGUGCAGAAGCCAACAUGGGAGGUUGCCCCUCCAGUUUAUGUGCUCGAUUGGCAAAAAAGGGCUGCAGAAAAUACUUUCAUUUGAGCCGCGCUGUGAGUCCUUGGAACUCGUUGCCUUUCGACGGUGGUCAUGCUUCUACACUGGGAAUUUUCAAAACUUAA
Molecule: messenger RNA, 249 nt
Organism: Helobdella robusta
Lineage: Eukaryota; Metazoa; Annelida; Clitellata; Rhynchobdellida; Glossiphoniidae
Exons: 1
Source: RefSeq, a predicted model, not a curated record